This is a messenger RNA of Pipra filicauda (Wire-tailed manakin), 687 nucleotides long. It is a transcript of the gene PHLDA3, whose product is annotated as pleckstrin homology like domain family A member 3. Gene Ontology annotation, cellular component: plasma membrane. NCBI's taxonomy places the organism in Eukaryota, Metazoa, Chordata, Aves, Passeriformes, Pipridae. The record is from RefSeq and is a predicted model, not a curated record. Gene Ontology annotation, biological process: positive regulation of apoptotic process; negative regulation of phosphatidylinositol 3-kinase/protein kinase B signal transduction; intrinsic apoptotic signaling pathway in response to DNA damage by p53 class mediator. Gene Ontology annotation, molecular function: phosphatidylinositol phosphate binding. The transcript is spliced from 2 exons. Bases 214 to 687 code for a protein of 157 amino acids.
AGGGCUGGGGUCGGCAUGGGGCACCCCAUUGCUCACCCUUUCUGAGAGGUGGGAGCGCAGGGCAGGGAGAGCCCCGAGGGCAGCACGGCCGCCGUGGGGGUCCCGGCCCCGGGAAGCUCAGCUCUGACGUGAAGGGGCUGGAAAUCCCCCAGCGGGUGAUGCCUGGCUGAGCCCACACGAGGUGCUGAGGAUCCUGGGGGCCGAGGGGCCGCUAUGACCCCCGAGAAGGUGCUGAGGGAGGGGGUGCUGGAGAAGCGGAGCGGGGGGCUGCUACAGCUCUGGAAGAAGAAGCGGUGCCUGCUGACAGAGAAGGGGCUGCAGCUCUUCGAGCCCAAGGGCUCGCGGCGCAAGGAGCUGAGCUUCGCCCGCAUGAAGGCGGUGGAGUGCGUGGAGUGGAAGGAGCGGCACAUCUACUUCACGGUGGUGAUGGACGACAGCCACGAGAUUGACUUCCGCUGCGCCCAGGAGGACCCAGGCUGGAACGCCGAGAUCACCAUGGGCCUCGUCCGCUUCAAGAACCAGCAGGCGAUCCAGGUCGUCCGCGCCCGGCACAGCUGCCGAGCAGUGGUGCAGUUCGACACAGCCCCAGUGGGACAGCCCAUGGACAUGCAGCAUCCAAGGAGUCGGAUGGAGAUGGCUCUCGGCUCGGCAGGAGGUGGGGAGAAUGGGAUCCCAGCGGGCAAGUGA